AUGAAUAUAAUGCUCAUCAAAAAGGACAAAUGCUCAAAGGGGACGCAGUAUUGCCAGACCAGCAACGACGUGAGUUCCACGACUAUUGUGCUUGCGGUGGUGAUACCCGUCGCUGUUGUGGCAAUGGUGGUCGCGUUUUUCAUCUGGAGAGCCUGGAAACGUAAUAAGAAGGAGGCUCUUGAGGACAAUGAUCCCGACUUUUACGGUGAAAAUACCGUGUUACCGGACUAUCCAAUAAAGGAAGAAAUAUUUGCAGGCAGGAACGCUAGUGAGAAUCCAUUUGAUGCGUCGAAUACUCGUUACCCCCAAGCAGCCCUUGACGAAAAGGAGCAGAGCUUUAACAAUAAGGCAGGAUCUUAUUAUAACACGUCUCAAUUAAGCCUUGGAACAGACAAUAUGCUUGGAACCCCACGCGCCCACGUGGAGUCUUUUGUUUUGCCUCGCGUUGACGAUUCCACCUCCAAGCAUUCCUUGGAUCAGCUCUCUAGACAACUUGGAGGCGUGUAUCCGGGAUACAAGGUCCCAGAGAGUGUUAGGCUCAGCUCUAACAAUCAUUCCAGAAAGUCUUUGUUUUCAGAGAAUUCCGGAGAUCUCACUGGUUUUGAGAGAUCCACUGAGGACUUGGGCAGAACUCUUGGGCCACAUAGCUCGGACAAGUCUCCAGAAACUCCUCAGAAAUCCUCAACAGUUUACUCUCAACCUGAUAAUACAUGCUCCCCGCCAACUUCUGGUCCUCCUGGUGACCCAGAGGAAUCUGACGAUGAUAAGUUCUACGAAACGACCGAUCCAGGGCACCGGAUGUCCUAUGAUGCCGGAGAUAGUCACAAGUACUCGUUCGACGACACAGAUGCUUCUGUGGUGCAUCGCCAUAGCCACGAGUUGGAUGCCAAUAUCCAGCCGCUAGACAUCGAGCCGGAUCAUGAGAAUCCCGAUCAAUUUGCGUCCGAUUACGUUCCAGAAAGCUUGCCAGGGGAAAAGUAUACUAAUAAGCCAGAGAAUGAGAUUGUGUCCAGCUCUUCGAUGAGUAAAGCUCUUCCAGAACCUGAAAAUGGGGAAGUUCCCGAUUUAAACGAAGCUCUUGUAGAGGAGCAGAUACCGAUUUCACCUGAAGAGGAGGAACAGAUCAACAGAAUGAAGUCUGUUUACAAAGUCUAUUUCUCAAGAGAGAAUUCUCUGAAGUCGAAGAAGUCAAACCACAUGUUUUUCGAGGACCAGGAUAUGCCACCUUUGCCGCAGCUGCCACAAAACCAGGAGCAAGAUAUGCCACAUGAGCCAGCAUAUGUAACUGAGCCAGGCCACGAAAACGUCUCUGCACCUCCAAAGGGUGCAGAGGCGGAUUUCAAUCACUCUGCUAGUAACGGCAGACCAGAGCUUAGAUUGGACACUUCAGUGAACGAUCAUCGUGCAAGCUAUUCGUCCUCUGUCUACUUGGACGACGGAGCGGUUCCCGUGCAACAGCACGGUCACCCAUUCUAUCCUCACCAGCAUAUCCAGAACAUUUUGAACCAGCAACAGUCGCAGGCGCAUUACUUCCGUCAAACGGCUGCACAACAGAGAAAGCCUCAGCACUAUCCUGUCAAGCAGAAGCUCGAAAACCUUCCGUCGCCCCACGAGCUGAACAACAGAAACUCUGCUUUGGAGACCUUCACACAGUUUGAGAAGCAACGCAAAUAUACUGGCAAGAAGGGACAGUCUCCGGUGGUGAUGCAGCAAAAUUUCAGUCCUAUCGAGAACACGCAAUGGGGACCGAGCCAGACAAACUCAUCCCAGCCUUCGCCUCACCAGAUCAGAGACUCAAUCUCCAUGUUCAAUCCUGUGGAUAUCAACUACAAGAAGACCUACAAGCCUAGCGGAACGCUAGCCGAACAAGUCCGCAAGGUUUCUCCUAGCGCACGGUCAUUCUCUCCAACAUCUUCCGGAUUUGCAUACGACGACCAGAUGCCGCGGCCAAUGACCAGAGUGGGUUCUGAGACGCUUAUUCCAAAAUCAGGCUCCCAAGCCGAUCUUAGAAAAUAUGUAGACAAUGCCAACCUAUAG
Ogataea haglerorum is the source of this 2037-nucleotide messenger RNA. RefSeq lists its product as uncharacterized. Lineage: Eukaryota; Fungi; Ascomycota; Pichiomycetes; Pichiales; Pichiaceae. The transcript has a single exon. Bases 1 to 2037 code for a protein of 678 amino acids. The record is from RefSeq and is a predicted model, not a curated record.